AUGACCACCUGGGCAUCGAAGAGUCUCAUCAUAUCUCAUUUCAGUGGCACAGAUGACGCAGUCAGUCGUAAGAACGUACCACGCAUAUGGCAAAUCCCCGAAAAGCAGUGUGAAGUCAAUAAGGCCGACAUGGGCCUAUCGCAGGUCAAAAUGGGACAUUGGGUAGGCUCAAACCCACCAACGAGCUUCAGUUCAAGCAGCUCCACGUCCAACCCAGACCAGUCGAAUUGA
Molecule: messenger RNA, 231 nt
Organism: Penicillium brevicompactum
Lineage: Eukaryota; Fungi; Ascomycota; Eurotiomycetes; Eurotiales; Aspergillaceae
Exons: 1
Coding region: 1-231 (76 amino acids)
Source: RefSeq, a predicted model, not a curated record